Pelodiscus sinensis (Chinese soft-shelled turtle) is the source of this 2941-nucleotide messenger RNA. The record is from RefSeq and is a predicted model, not a curated record. NCBI's taxonomy places the organism in Eukaryota, Metazoa, Chordata, Testudines, Trionychidae.
CUAUGAGAUUGCAUUUGGUCAGUCAUCUUCCCCAAGCAUUGAGAGAUGCUUCAAUCCGCUCAAAAUAAGGGGGUCCAGGGAUGAGAUUAAGAGAAGUUGCUACAGAUCCCACUUCAAUCAACAUUUGAAAAUCAGAGUCAACAUCAUGACUUGUCCCUGGGAGUGAUUUUAUUUUCAUUUUCAUCCUUUCACUACAGCAAUGUGGCAGCAUUUUCCGGCAGGAGAUUGAUGCAAAGGGAUAAGACUCUAACUAUGUCUCCAUGGGGUAAAUCAGGAGUAACUCCACUGAAGCCAAAAGUGAUACACUUGAGGAAAACUGAUAGCUCCCAGGACAAGGAGAUGAUCCUUAAUGUUCUCAGCAUUCUCACAGGCCUUCUCUCCAUUGGAACAGACCGACGAAUUCACUACAUGAUCAGCAAAGGGGGGAGUGAAGCUUUGUUGCAGGCUCUGAUGAAUGCUGCAGAGACAGCUCAGCCAGACUACAGCAUUCUUUUACCUCUGCUUCGCCUAUUGGCUAAAGUAGGCCAAAGAGACAGGAAGUUUGGGCUGAAAGUGCAGAAUCUGGAGGCCAUUGAUGUGACACUGAGCUUGGCGAGGAAAAAUCUGACUCACCAUCUGAAUCUCAUUCACUGUCUCUGGGUCCUGCGGGUUUACGCUUCUACUAUUUCUGCGGGAACCAAGCUGGGCAUUAAUGGAGCCAUGGAGUUGCUUUUCAAAGUCAUCACUCCGUACACCAAGAAACACACCAGAACAGUCAGGGCUGCCAUUGAGGUUCUAGCAGCUUUGCUGAAAUCAAAGUCUAACAGCCGACGAGCAGUCAACAGAGGCUAUCUGUGUGAAUUGCUCAGACUGUACCAGGACUGGCAUCGCUGCGACACCUCCAAUAGGUGCAUCCAUGUCCGCAGGGGUCUUCUGCUCUGCCUCAAACACAUCACCAACAUUCAGUCUGCCAGGGAGAUUUUCCUAAGUGCCCAUGGCAUGGAGAUCCUCUUCACCACUGCACAGGAUUGCCUGGAUAGCAAGCCCCUGGAUCCAAUAGUAACUACAGUGGCCCAGAUCCUGAGGAAGUGCUACCCCAAGAGGCCUCUGCCUCUGGCUACAUUAUGCAGUUCCUAUUCCUUCUCUCUUCCCGGAAGUGUCAGCUCUGAAUCUUCACAAAUACUGCCUGAAGAUGACUAUGACGAUGAUGUAGAGGAAGUGGAAAAAGACCUGCAUAGUGAUGAUCUGGAGCACAAAGAGGAAGACGAUGAUUUGGAGACAGAUGUGAGCAAACUGAACUCAAAGCCAGGUCUUGACAGGCCAGAAGAGGAGCUUGAGCAGUAUGAGACAAUGUGUCCUGAACUUUCCCUUACCCUCCAGGAACUGGAAACAGAGUCUGAAGAUAAGAACGGCUCUGAAGAUGUGCCUGGGAACCUGCCAGGCCCUUACCCCCAAGUCAUUCCAAAUGCUGCUUUUAGGAAGCAGCAGCAUUGCAGACACAUAGACCAAAGUGCCAUGGGGCCAGACACAAGGGAAACAGCUUUCAAGACUCCAGUGCAGAGCUGGGAAAAGAAGGGGAACUGCACGUCUCCAGGCCUUGAAAAGCGAGCGAUGGGAGAAUCAGUCCAAGAUGCAGACACUCUUGGUGAAAGAGACGAUCUAUGCAGGAGUCAUGCAUCCACUCUGCAUCCUCUCCUAAAAGAAGCCUCUUGGGACCCAAGAACAUUUCGCACUCACUGUGGAAGCUAUUUCAGCCCCAGCUCCGUGAGGGGAGUGGGAGCCUCAGACAUUGUGAAAAAGCUUCUGGAGAGACACCAAGGGGAUAUCCCAUCGCACAGCCCUCACUUCUACAUGGCCAGGGCUGGAAGCACCAAGUCCAUUUUGGAUUACAGAGUUUUGGCGUUCCCUGAUUUCUGGGGUCACCAGCCCCCUCCUCAUUACCAAUCCCUGCUGGAACGGAAAUAUGGAGUACAAAGGGCCAAAAUAUUUGAGGAUGUUUGUCGUCUAAUCCAGCCAGGUGAUGUGAUAGACAAAGUUGUCUUUGAUGUAGAUGGGUGCAGCCCCUCAGACACAGAUGCUCCGGAUUGUCUUAGAUUCUUCUCUAAAUUUGAAUCAGGAAACCUCCGCAAAGCUAUCCAAGUGCGCAAAUUUGAAUAUGAUUUGAUUCUGAAUGCCGAUGUGAACACCAUCCAGCACCACCAGUGGUUUUACUUUGAGGUCAGUGCCAUGAAGCCAGUCGUUCCCUACCGCUUUAACAUCAUCAACUGUGAGAAGGUCAACAGCCAGUUUAAUUAUGGCAUGCAGCCGGUCAUGUAUUCAGUAAAGGAAGCUCUCCAGGGCAAGCCUCACUGGAUUCGAGUGGGCUAUGAUAUCUGUUAUUACAAAAACCAUUACCAACGUAGUGCAGCUGCAGCAGGAGGCGCACGAGGGAAAUCCUACUACACACUCACCUUUACCAUCAAAUUCCCUCAUGGGGAGGAUGUCUGUUAUCUGGCCUACCAUUACCCUUACACGUACUCUGCACUGAUGUCCUACCUUGAUAUCGUGGAAGAAACAAGGGACCCCAAGAAGGUCUACUACAGGCAGCAGACCCUGUGCCAGACUCUGGGAGGAAACCCAUGCCCACUGCUCACCAUCACUGCUAUGCCAGAGUCCAACAGCAGUAUUGACCUGGAGCAGUUAAGCCAUCGUCCUUAUGUGGUGCUCAUGGCACGUGUUCACCCUGGAGAAAGCAAUGCAAGCUGGGUAAUGAAGGGGACCAUGGACUUUCUCAUGGGCAGCGACCCUAUUGCUGAGCUCCUGAGGAAAUGUUUCAUUUUCAAAAUCAUCCCCAUGCUCAAUCCCGAUGGAGUCAUUAAUGGCAACUACACCAGACUAACACGGCUACAUCAGGCAAGGCGGGGGCUGCAACUGGCCCUCGGGCCUGAGGUUCCCCACCCCUGACCUACAGAAUAUAAUUUUC